UGGCCAAAGCGGCGGAGAACUCGGAAAAUCUCUUGUAUUCCCAGAAAACAAAACACAUCACCACCUUUACCAGAUGAAUCUUUGAGGAAUCUCCGAGAGACCAAUUAACCAUGUCAGACCUCCGCCAAAGGCAAGUCGCAUCGUCCGCGCCAAAAGAAAUUGACGGUCAACCCGCAAUCGACAACAAGCCGAAAAAGCAGAAGCACAAUGGCAAUAAGCGCACCGGCAUCAGUCUGUUGGAUAUCGUCCGCGUGCUGGUCACGCUGGUGGUAGCGUCCUGCGGAUUAUCAUAUUACAUGACCUCGUCCGAGUCUGUUCUCUGGGGGUAUCGUCCCUGGUUUACGAGGUGGCCGGUGUUGGUCCGAUACAUUAAAGGACCUCUCCAACUAACCCCCUCCGACCUGGCUCUCUACAACGGCUCCGACCCCUCCCUCCCCGUCUACCUUGCUGUUAACAGCACCAUCUUCGACGUCUCCGCAAACCGCAUGAUGUACGGCCCCGGCGGGCACUACAACUUCUUCACUGGCCGCGACGCGACGCGCGCCUUCGUGACGGGCUGUUUCCAAGAGGACCUAACGCACGAUCUCUCCGGUGUAGAGGAGAUGUUUAUCCCGAUCGAUAGCGAGGAGGAGAUUGGGAGGCUGAGCAGUGGGGAGCGGAAGAUCCGGCGCGAGCAGGAUGUAAGGAUGGCGAGGGCGAGUGUUAGGAAGCAGGUGGCGCAUUGGGAAGGGUUUUUUGGGAAUCAUAAGAAGUAUUUUGAGGUUGGUAGGAUUGUUGGAUUGGAUGAGGUGCCGAAGGUUGAAAGGGAGCUUUGUCAGGCUGCGCAGCAGCAGAGACCGGAGAGGAAGGUGGACUAGUAAAAUAUUGCCUAGGGAGUUGGCGUUGAAUGUAUAUUGCAUGUUUAAAAUUUGCGAAUAAUAUUCACGAUGUGAUUCUAGAACGAUGUAGAGGGCUUCCGUUUGAUACUUCACGCACAGAAUGCGAAUAAUCCAUCCCCAGCCCAGCUCCAUAUAAAAUCAAUCGUCUUAUUACGGAAAGAACAAUGAAUUGAAGGGAUGAAUUGCGUUUAGUCCGUUACUUGACACGGCCAAUAGCGCGACUAUUCGUUCACUCCGAAAAUCAUCGAACCACUAUACAUCAUUCGCCCAGCCAGAAUUCCCGAACUUUUCAUGGAGAUAUCAUUCGUAAAGGAAAACAAGAAACCGCGAGAAAAUUAUCGGAAGGAAAACGUUUACUCG
Aspergillus ruber CBS 135680 is the source of this 1238-nucleotide messenger RNA. Its product is annotated as putative heme/steroid binding domain protein. The transcript has 2 exons. The record is from RefSeq and is a predicted model, not a curated record. Gene Ontology annotation, cellular component: endomembrane system; membrane. The coding region runs from base 111 to 857 and encodes 248 amino acids. NCBI's taxonomy places the organism in Eukaryota, Fungi, Ascomycota, Eurotiomycetes, Eurotiales, Aspergillaceae.